AUGGCAGGAAAAAACUGGAAACAAUAUUUUGAUUUCUGUGCUAUUGAGAAAAGUCGAACGAAUGGACUCUGUAAAUUGUGUCAUCGUAAUUAUAAAGAUAAAAGUGGGGUAUUCAGCAAUUUUUUAAAGCAUUUAAAACGACAACAUCCAUUUGAAUAUAAUCAAGUGUUCAAAAGCGAACAUGAAUAUUUCACUGAAGAUAGAGAUGGAAUUGAAGAUGGUCAUGAACCCAUUGAUUUAACAAAUAUAAAAGAGAAAGAGAAUCGAAUUAUUCUAUCUAUUACAAAAAAUUUGAUCAUUCGAUGUAAUUUACCAUUAAAUUUGGUUGAGAAACCUGCUUUUCGUGAUUUCAUGAAAGAAUGUAACUUAAAAUAUCGACCUGUUUCGACGAAAAGAUUGAAACAUGAUGUUAUUCCUUCAUUAACGAGUACAGUCCUAACACGUAUCCAUGAAAAAUUGAUCACUGCUGAUCAUGUCACAUUAACUGUGGAUGUUUGGUCGGAUCGACGCUGCCGAUCUUUCAUUGGUAUUACUUGUCAUUUUAUAGAUCAGAAAAUGAGUACACAAGCAUAUUUAAUUGAUUUUUUUCGAUUUAAAUCUCCUCAUACCAGUGAAAAUAUUCAACAAAUGACCGAUGAAGUACUUGAACGAUUUAAUAUUAAGAAGAAAGUAUUUAGAAUAGUUACUGACAACGCAUCAUCGAUGGUUAAGGCGUACAAAUUUGGCUUGUCAGUUGAUACUGAAAAUAUUGAAGUUGACGAGAAAAAUCAAUUGAUCAUAGAGAAUGAUUUGAUGAUUGAAGAUUUUGAAGAACAUUUUGAACCGGACAAUCUACAAAUGGUGAAUAUGAGUAGUAGUGCCUUUGACGAAAAUGAAGAUUCACCAUCGGUACGAUUAUCUUGUUUCGCGCAUACUCUACAACUAUGUAUACGUGACGGACUGAAGAACGUACCUUAUAUUUCCAAAGUACUUGAAAAGUGCCAAAUAUUAGGGAAGUGUUCUAAUCAAUCAUCGAAAAUUGCUGAUGUAUUGGAAGAAAUAAAUAAGCAUAUCAGUAAAAUGAAUAUAACACGAUGGAAUAGUGAAUAUAUGUUGAUGAAAUCGAUUCUAUCCAUUGGGAAAAGUGAUCUCGACUCGAUUGUAAAGUUAAUGGACAAUUCAGUUACUUUUCUAAAUAAUGAUUUUACGGUUCUAGAAGAAGUUGUCGAUAUCUUAGAACCCUUCUAUGAUAUUUCGAUCAAAUGUCAAUCGGAUACCAUUGUUACUGUUAGUAUAGUUGUGCCUGCUCUUGUACACUGUAUCACUCAUUUAUUGGAAAUAAGAAAAAAACUUUCGUUUUGUACUAAACUUGUUGAACAACUUCAUACAUCGAUUGACAAACGUUUCUCUGGAAUUAUACAUCGAUUGAAUCUAAUAAAUGUAGAAAAAAAUGAGCCCUUCAAUGAUCCUCUUUAUUUUAUGGCUACGAUAUUGGAUCCAUCAUUUAAAUUCUAUUGGCUUCGUGAUCUUAAUUUGCCUAUCAAUAAUGAAAAUCGAUUAAAACAAAACAUAAUUCAACUAAUUGUUGAUGAAAUCAGUCAAGAUUCAUCCUCAACAUUACCGAAAGCUUCAUCAGAAGCAGUAUCGGUUCCAUUAACGACAUCGAAACGGAACAAGAAGUUAUUUGUAUACAAUGAAUAUGACGAGAAGUCCAACGACACAAUGGUAUCUGAUCCGGUUACUGAAAUAGACAGCUAUGUAAAUGAUCCGAUAAGAACAAGAUUUUCAGAUUACUGGUCAACUUCUCGAUUGACUUCUUUAAAGAAACUAGUGAAGCGUAUUUUCUCCGUUCAAGCUUCAUCUGCACCAGUAGAAAGAGUAUUUUCACAUGCGGGUCUAAUUCUUUCAUCGCGACGAACUAAUAUGAGCGAGCGGUUAUUCAAAGAUUUAGUAUUCUUGAAAGUAAAUCAAAGUUUAUUGUAA
Molecule: messenger RNA, 1962 nt
Organism: Rotaria socialis
Lineage: Eukaryota; Metazoa; Rotifera; Eurotatoria; Philodinida; Philodinidae
Source: the annotation of a GenBank genome assembly